AUGCAAGCCGUCGCAUCUGGCCGCGAACCGGCCUCGCGAAGGUCCACUGCAUCAAAUGUGACAGCGCCCGGCCGCGGUGUAAUUGGUGCUAUCAUCGUAAGACGGACUGCACAUAUAGUCGCCAUCGCUCUGACCACUGCUGGCCCUAAGCGAAAUCUUAUCGAUCGUAUACGCCACAUCGACCAGCUUCGCGCGGAGUCAGGUCUGACGGACGGCCCACUCAUUGCGGAGGAGACGCAGUCGGCGCGUCAAUCCGCCGAACCAGGGCUUCUGCCUGGACCAAUACAGCUGCUGCCAUCUCCUCGGAUUAUCCACUUCGCAGGAUGGAAGAUUGGCGACAUACUGCCUGGACGGGGAGCAAUACCCACGUUGCUGCCCGAGGGUAUUCAAUGGAUCAAAUCGAGAACGGGAACAAUUGUCCCAUUCCCCAAUGUUCAACAUGUUCCGUGGGAGAAGGCAAAGAUAUCCCCAAGCCUAUUGCAUGGGGAGGGUCGAACCUCGACUAGACCGCUCGAGCUCCCAUCGAAGACCGUGCUGAAUCGCUACUUGGAUGCGUAUUGGGCGUCUUCAGUACACUCGCUAUUCCCAGUGAUUGAGUCUUCACUUUUCGGGCAAACGGUCAACUCUGCCUAUUCAACUGGGGACAGUGGCGCACAGGACAGCUCAAGGGCAUGUAUAUUUGCACUUCUUGCUCUUACCUGUGGCGUGGAUUAUCCCAGAGCUCGCUGCACUGCUCCUAUACCACCAAUUAUCCCAAGAGAUAGCUUUAUCUUCGAAGCCCAGAGGCUCUUGCCUUCCGUCAUAUCCGAGGGUUCGAAUCUGGAUGCGUUGCAGGCCACGGUCAUACUGGCCAUCCUGGGCAUAAUGACUGGCGAGUUGCAGCAUGCAACUCAUUAUAUUGCCAUUGCCUCGCGUUAUAUAACUGCCGUGGGAGCUCAUACUAUGGGCGACCCUUUUCAAAUGCCCCAGACCGUGUCCAGCACCUCAAGUGACAUACGGCUCAAGAGGCAUCUGCGUAACCUCUUCUGGAUCUGUUAUGUUGUGGACAAAGAAGUUUCACUACGCACAGGGCAAAGUCACUGCCUUAAAGACGAAGACUGCAACCUGCAGCUCCCGGCCGACUAUAUACCUGACCUUGUCCCACGAAUGACCUACUCCUUGCCCUGGAGCGAUGCUGAUGCCCCAUUAUUUCCAAUUGAAGUUCAGCUGUGUCUGAUUAAAUCCCGGAUCUUUAGCGCGCUAUAUUCAUACCAGGGGCUUCAAAGGUCCGAUGCUGAAAUCAUCCGUCUCAUUCGAGAGCUUGAUGACGAUCUUGAACGUUGGCGGCUUUCAAUGCCGCCCGAGCUACGGCCAACCCUGACUUAUGGAAAGGACGCCAAUAAACAUCCCAGCGCGAUGACCAUGUAUCUUGUCAUCAUGCACCUGAACUACUACUUCUGCAUCAAUAUCGUCCACCUCGCCGGCAGUCGGUGUGAGUCGUGGCGCUCCAGUUGCUCCUCGCCAGGGAUGAUGGAUGGGUUAAGGUCGAGCCUCACUAUCUCGGUUGGGGCAAGUCGCUCCCUUUUAAUUUUCCUGCGAGAUGCCGAGAGCUCGAUAAGCACGGGAGGAUUCUGGGCUCUGCUGUUUUAUACCAUGUCUGCAGUUAUAACGCUGUUCUGCAAUUUAUUGGAAAAUCCAACUGCGUUGACGGUAUCUGACGACACGCGCCUUCUUGUCAUGGCUGAGCACACUACAGAGCGCGUGUUUCUGCGGCAAAUCUCGGAACUUGACCAGGCGGCGCAUAUACAAGCGAUCACGAGUUUCAUAUCGCGUCUACGACAUAUCGCGCAGCAGGCCAUUCAGACGGCAAGAUCAUAA
This is a messenger RNA of Aspergillus mulundensis, 1857 nucleotides long. RefSeq names its product fungal specific transcription factor domain-containing protein. Bases 1 to 1857 code for a protein of 618 amino acids. Gene Ontology annotation, biological process: DNA-templated transcription. Gene Ontology annotation, molecular function: DNA binding; zinc ion binding. The transcript is spliced from 6 exons. The record is from RefSeq and is a predicted model, not a curated record. NCBI's taxonomy places the organism in Eukaryota, Fungi, Ascomycota, Eurotiomycetes, Eurotiales, Aspergillaceae.